Messenger RNA from Mixia osmundae IAM 14324, 534 nucleotides. RefSeq lists its product as uncharacterized. The transcript is spliced from 4 exons. The record is from RefSeq and is a predicted model, not a curated record. The coding region runs from base 1 to 534 and encodes 177 amino acids. Lineage: Eukaryota; Fungi; Basidiomycota; Mixiomycetes; Mixiales; Mixiaceae.
AUGGCCUUAUCACGCAAGUCUCGCUACAAGACCGCAAACUACAACAUCAAAUUCACGGCAGGUGUUUCUUGCAACAUCAGAGCGACCGCAGAGACGGUGCUUGUUCAUGCUGGCGUGGACGGUAGCUUCACAGCGCGCAUUCGCAUCCUUAAAUUCGACAACUCCCCCAUCUCUGCUUAUGCAGAUGAACGUCGACCUAACGACAUGCAAGCAAUGGCCAAGGAGCUCGUAGAACUACCAGAUGCUGCCUACUUCCCACUGCUCGUCAACACGACCAUGACCAUCGAUGCCGGCUCGGCUCUGUACAGUGCUGCAUUUUCGCGCUGCUGCAAGAUCAAUUGGCUUUUGACUUCGGCUGUUUACUUUAUCCCACGACAAGUGCAGAUGCUCGAGGCUCGUCCGGAGUUUGACUUUCGCGCUGGUAAAGGAGUACCUCUUUGCGAGCAUCUAUACAGUGCCACAAUCUGGCACUGCGAGGUCAUUGAGGAACAAGUCACCUUUCAGUGGAUGAGCAGAAAAGUGGCUGACAUGUGA